This is a messenger RNA of Cydia fagiglandana, 3753 nucleotides long. RefSeq lists its product as uncharacterized. Bases 1 to 2145 code for a protein of 714 amino acids. The transcript has 15 exons. Gene Ontology annotation, molecular function: cell adhesion molecule binding. NCBI's taxonomy places the organism in Eukaryota, Metazoa, Arthropoda, Insecta, Lepidoptera, Tortricidae. The record is from RefSeq and is a predicted model, not a curated record. Gene Ontology annotation, biological process: cell-cell adhesion. Gene Ontology annotation, cellular component: cell-cell junction; plasma membrane.
AUGGUAGAAAAAAACCGGACAAAUUAUGCCUCUCCCGACUACGACCCUGAGGACCCGGAAACCAGCAUCGAAGACAGCAGCAUCCUCGUUACACCAGAGCUGUCCGAAGACAAAACAAGCGACAAGAUUGACAUUCCCGACAUAGGGAACAUUCCUGAUAUUGAGAACGUUCCUGACAUUGAAAACUUUCCUGACAUAGGGAAUGUUAAUGACGUCCAGGAGAUUGAUAGGAGAGAAAGUGAAGUUGAGUUUGAAGAGGGAGAGAGAAGGAAAAGAAGCAGUGGAGCUGAUUGGGAUAAAGGUUCAAAGGGAGCAAACAGACGAGUACAGACAGCGGACACGAUCCUCAACAUCCGCGGCGCGCUACGCGACGCGAUCGGCGACGCGGGCGCCGCGCCGGGCCCGCGCGCGUCGUCACGCGUGGACGCCUUUGUGAUCAGACCGGCCGCGCCGGCGCCGCAGCCGCAAGCGCAAGCGAGACAGGCGCCGAGGGUGCAACCUUCUACUAGCCAGCCAAAACAUCGGGAGCUGCUAGUAGAACCGCACGCCCGCGCCCGCAUACCGUGCGAGCUGGCUAAUGUCACGGACCUGCGGUGGUACCGCGACAGUGAGCUGGUGAACCUGCCUACCUCUGCGCGUGGUGGAGAAGCGAUGUGGGCAGAGCCGGGCGGCGCAGUUAUAGCGCGAGCGACACGGAGUGAUGCCGCUGUGUGGCGCUGCGAAGGAAGAGAUACCAAUGGCAAUAAAGUUUCGGGGAAGCCAACGGAGCUACUGGUUUAUGAACCGGUGCGGUCCCUGUACCUGGCUGUGGACGGGCGACGACUAGACGCGGGGAACACGUGGGUGCCCGUGCGGGACAAGAUGGUGCUGGAAGUACGCUGUGUGGCUGAAGGAGGGGUGCCAGCACCAGAGUUGUCAUGGCGACUGCUAGCUCUAGAGCCGGCACUGGAUCAUCGGCCGUAUUUGCGGACCAAGCCCGCUAACUAUUCACGGGAGGGCGUAACCUGGUCCGGAGCGUCAGUGACAGCAGCACGCGAGUUACAUAAUGCCAGUCUCCAAUGCGAGGCCAAACAACGCAGGCCUCCCACCGCUGAUGAGGCCGAAACCCCUCCGGCGAUACAUUCUACUAAACUAGAGAUUCACGUCACUUACCCACCAUCAUUUGUGAUCUCCCGGUGGCCUGGCUUCGGCGUGGCGCUUUGGGCCGGGGGCGCAGCUGCGUUGCGCUGUGACGUGGAUGCGAAUCCACCAGCAAGAGCUUGGUGGCGACGAGACGACGCUCCUCCAGAUAGCGCACCUCCACAAGGUGGCGCUGAGCGAGGAUCCUCAGCGUCGCUCCGCUGGCCGGCACUAUCAGCGCAGCAUGGGGGAUGGUACCGCUGCAGAGCCUCAUGGCUUGACCAGGAAUAUUCUUCCAUCGGCUACUAUCUGAAUGUGCUCUCCCCGGACGAAUCAUCGUCGGUAUCAUCGAGCGCAUCCAACACUGAGGGCCAGAAAUCCGAGGAAGCCGAGGAAGAAGAGGUGGACCACCAGAAAGUCGACGUGCCACUGGGAGGGAGUGUACAGCUGCAUUGUCCCAAAGGCAGCGUUGGUUGCUGGUGGCGUCGUGUCCUCGGCAACGCGUCUGAAGGCGCGUGGGCCCCCGCCGGCUCCCACAAUGCGCACGGAGUACUCGGGAUCAAAGAAGCAUUGUACCAGGAAGGAGGGGAGUACCGUUGCGUCGGAGCGCGCGGGUCGGACCUCGCGCGCUUGCAGGAGCUGAAGCGUGUCACUCUACGAGUCACUGGUGCUGCUACGGCCCGUGCAGUGUCAGCAACAGCAGUGGCCGGCGGCGGCUGGAGGCUCGAGUGUGGAGCUUGCGGCCGAGCGUUGCGAGUUCUAUGGCUGCUCCGAGGCAGGGCUGUACCAGCGGCGUUGACGCCUGAUCUACCGCAACAUUGCUGGCGGACUGUACUUCACGUGACCGACCCUGAUGAGGUGUGGUGCGUCGCUGGUGGCGCGGGCGGCGGCGCGGUGGCAGUGUUCCCCCCGCGCGCCCCCGCCCCCGCCCGGCAGACCGUCCGCGCUCUGCACGGCGCCUCCACCGCUUACCACGCCUCUCUAACCUUACUGACGACGGCGUUAGCUUUGCUAGUUCAAAACUAGACGAUAGAAGGAUGGUGACGCUGCUGCCAAAAAUUGUAAGAUCUGAACUGAGUUUUACUUUCCAAUCCUAAGAAAUUGGAUUGAAGUAGUAAUGUAAACUAGAAGAUCACAAAACGAUGGCGAAACCGCUGCUAACGAGAGUGUUAAAUCUGAAGUGAAUAUUGCUUUUAAUCGGAUUAAAGAUAAUUACAUCUAGUGCAUGCGAGGAAAAUGCAUGCGAUAUAGCAGUGAAAUACUUAGAUGAAAAUCGCUAUUGUUAACCUAUGUGAAAAGGAGGCGAGCAAUUUGAUAUAAAGCCAUCAAUCAAGACAGUGUUAACCAGCUAUAUCAUAUUAGCGAAAAUUGGGAUAAGAAAUAAAAAUGUACUGCUAAGCUGUACGUUAUUGGAGAUACGAGACAUGAAUUAUAACCCCAUUUGAGCCUAAGCGGUGAUGAAAGACAAACAAUCAGUGUAGUGAAGUGAAAGUGUAAAUAGUGAAUAGAGUGCUAGACUAAAAAGUUUGAAAGUAUCUGAAUACUUAAAAGUUGAAGCAAAGAUUGCAGAAAGUUUCGUAACCUAGUUUACUGAUUGCAUUGAUCCAAGGAGCGAAUUUAAAGUUGUGCCAACAGUGGAAGCAAAGUUAGACUGGGAUGAACUGGAAUCAGAGACAUGUUAAAAGUUUCAAGCAAUACUCAGUGAAUGGAAACUAAGAAUGACCUAGGAUAAGACUGCGCAAAUGUUGCGGAUAUUGUUGUAGACUUGAAAAGUUUAUUGCACAGAGUUGAUAGACAGAGGAAUUGCUAUAAGAAAACUGUGAUUUCAUAACAGUUGACUGUUUUAAUCGGGACAUCGCGACUUCAACGCUGUAGCAGUAACGUUGCAACAGUAAUGGUGCGGCAGUUAACAUCCGAAUGUCACCUUUACACAACGAUUUUCUCUUGUUUACGCACGAAAUGCACACUUCACAAGCAUUGAAUGGCUUAAAAAUGAUAAGUAUGUGUGCGUGUAACAUCGGCUAGCUGAAAAUCACAGUUUCUUAGCGUCCUCUUUCUAUCUAUCGACUCUGUUAUUGUGGUCCCCGCUCCGGGGGUGUACAUAUUCUCCCGCUUGCUCUCUUUCGUGCCCGUAAAGCUCUCGACGCACAUGCGUCGUUGCUCGACACGUUUCAACGCAUACGUGUCGUCGAUGGCACUCUGACUCUCUAUAUAGUAGCUGUUCGUAUCUAGGGCACCGCCCACUAUCGUACGGGACACGUCCCUCUAGUCUUCGUAGGAUCUAUAUGUAUUCGUUAUACUUAGCUAUCUCUUUACGCCGACAUUUCGUUAUUAAGGCAUCCCUUCCUAAUCUUUAAGCUUUCUUUAAUGGGUAUUUUGAGAAAACAGGAAGAUAAUGUGCCAAAUUGUUGAUAUUUUAAAAUAGAAUUUUCUUAUUAUUAAUGAAUGUGGAAGUUAACAUAGGUAUCGUAAUCGGUGAGUAAUGUAUUGUAACACCAAUUGAAAUGCAUUAGAAUUUAUUGUAAGUUGGAGCGAGCGUUGUGCUGGUAGGCGCCUAGAAGCUUCGCGAGUCCGAAUGAGGCCUUGAUUGGGACCUGAAACGCUGAUUGGCCCCCUCGAGCGUCAUAAAUUCGU